This is a messenger RNA of Homalodisca vitripennis (glassy-winged sharpshooter), 2763 nucleotides long. It is a transcript of the gene TTLL5, whose product is annotated as tubulin polyglutamylase TTLL5. Gene Ontology annotation, biological process: protein polyglutamylation; microtubule cytoskeleton organization. Gene Ontology annotation, cellular component: cilium. Lineage: Eukaryota; Metazoa; Arthropoda; Insecta; Hemiptera; Cicadellidae. Gene Ontology annotation, molecular function: tubulin binding; tubulin-glutamic acid ligase activity. Bases 216 to 2534 code for a protein of 772 amino acids. The transcript is spliced from 13 exons. The record is from RefSeq and is a predicted model, not a curated record.
CUUUUGCUGACAGUGACAGUACUCAGCAGCAGCUGAGCGGUCCGGUAGAGCUGUCAGUUUCGGUUCGUCGUCGGACUCGUUGUGUAGUGAGAAUGAAAACAAUUAAAUUGAAAUAAAUUUAGGCCACUUAUAAACAUCAAUUAAAGUCUAUGCUUUAUUGUUAAAUAUUAUAAUUUUGAUUUCUUAGAUUCCUGGAAUACUGAUUAAAAGGGCACAUGAUGGCAGGAGAGGAACCAGUACAAAAAAAAGAAAAGGAAUCAAAUAAUCCUUGGAUAACGGGGGGUCCGAUGGGUAGUCGAUCAUGUGUUCUGCAGUUCCGGUGUAGUGCACUAAGCAAACCUCCCAUCACCCCUCCAGGGGAUGUGCUUCACAUGACGUACAAGACCUACCAAGCUGAGACCAAGUUGCUCGCUGCCGUCUUGAAUGCUCAUGGUCUACGUGAGGUUCCUCAAGACUUCACAGACUUCAAUCUGUUGUGGACGGGGGUUCAUCCGAAGCCUCAAGUCUUGAGAGCACUGAGCAGUCAUCAACGAGUCAACCACUUCCCAAGGUCGUACGAACUGACAAGAAAAGACAGAUUAUAUAAAAAUAUAGAAAAAAUGCAACACGCCAAAGGAGCAAAACAUUUUGAUUUCAUUCCACAAACUUUUGUGAUGCCUGGCGACUUCAGGGAACUUACAACUUGUCAUUAUCGAACAAGAGGUCCGUGGAUUGUGAAACCUGUGGCUUCUUCCAGGGGGAGAGGGAUCUACAUUGUCAACUCGCCAGAUGAAGUACCCUUGGAAGAGUCGGUGGUGGUGGCCAAGUACAUAGAGAACCCUCUUCUUGUCUCAGGACAUAAGUGUGACCUACGGCUCUACGUUGCCGUCACGUCGUAUGACCCACUGAUAGUAUAUUUGUAUGAGGAGGGUCUUGUGCGGUUGGCCACCGUCAAGUACGAUCCUAAUCGCAAACACCUCUGGAAUCCCUGCAUGCACCUCUGUAAUUACAGCAUCAACAAGCAUCACUCUGAUUAUAUCAAGUCGGAGGACCCAGAGGCGGAGGAUGUCGGCCACAAGUGGACUCUGAGUGCACUGUUGAGACACCUCAAGUCUCUGAACCUUGACACUGCGCUGCUGAUGCAGCGGAUAGAGGAGGUGGUCAUCAAGUCCCUGCUGGCCACAGCUCCCUCCAUCAUCGCCGCUUGUAAGCUCUUUGUUCCCUCCAUCGUUAACUGCUUUGAACUGUACGGGUUCGACAUCUUAAUUGACUCUGAGCUGAAGCCGUGGCUGCUUGAAGUGAACCUGUCACCGUCUCUAGGUUGUGACUCUCCACUGGACACUCGGCUCAAGUCUGCCUUGCUGGUGGACCUUCUGACCUUGGUGGGUCUGCCUGCUGUCGAUCCUGUAGUGAGGCCUCAGACCAGACCCCACCGCCCCGCCACUGCCGACCGCCGUGAUCUUACCACUUCACGGAGAGUUCAGUCAGCUGAUUCACUGCCCAAUGUGAAACACCACUCCCGGCCGAUACACAGUGCACCAGUGCACUCUUUGUCCUCUGAGGAGGUGAGGAUGGUGCGCUACGCCAAGGCGCAGUUCGAACGCAGAGGUGGCUUCAUCAGGAUCUUCCCGGCGGCAGAGAGCUGGAAAAGAUACUCUCCCUACUUAGAUCCUGUGACCGGUAUACCGUCAGUGCCUCCUGGCAACUCCUGGUCAGUGCCGCCCAGUCACAAUAACAACCUGCAGCUUCACCAGCAGCUGUUCCCUGAAUGUGUCAAGUACCUGCCAGCAGUGAUCAGCUCGGAGCGACUGUGCCGCUACGAGCGUGCGCUCAGCAAGGGUCACCGGACUAGCCUGGAUGACAAUCGACUGAGCACAGAUAGUGAUCUUCCCACGCAGCUGGAUGCCAAGGUGCUCAAGCAGGAGGUUGGCAAGUGUCUGCAGGACGGCUUCAAACUCAGUAAGAUCCAGACGAGGCAGGCAUUCGGCCAGUACCUGCAGUGCGUACUGGGCCGGAUGUCUGGACAUAGAGGGAAGUCCAAGAUGAGGAUUGAUGAUGGAGACAGUGAGCUAAUCCUAAGGUUUCUACAACGUGCCUGCCAUAACCUCCGCACUGCCUAUCAUGUAAAGGCCCCGAAUCGUAGCCUUAUAGGAAAGGACAGAGUUGCAAUCGUAGCCAAAAACCUGAGUGACUUUCUCUACCUGUACAACAGAGAGACGGAGUCUCUUCCAACACCGGCAGAUACCAGCAACUUUGUCCCCAAUCGCCUGUUCAUGCUCUUCCUGCAAGUUGCCAAAGAAAGUGAUCUGGAGCAGAUUCUGGUAAUGAAUACACAACUACACAAGUGUGCCCAGGUGUUGCUUGGCCAUUGUGGCAGUCCUUCAGCCCUUAAACUGCACUCCCAAGGUCUUCUCCAGAGCAUCAGCAGGCCCUGCGGCCCUUACGACAAGGCAAGUUUCGCAGAGUGUGACUGCAAUAAGAAGAGUUUACCGCAGAUGAUAGGUGGCACCAAAGACACUUCAAGGUCAAACCUGAAGGUUUCUCGGGCGCUAUAGUAUAACUGUUCCACCCAUGCUUAUCAACUGUUCCGUCUAAUAUUCUCCAUCUCUUGACAAAGUCGACUUUGUUAAUGUUUUCAACUUAUGCAAUAACUUAGCAUAGUAGUUCCUGUGGCGAGCCAAAGAUAUUGAGAUUAUUGCAUUGAUACCUUUUGACAAUCUUGAUAAGAUUAGAGUAGAAUUUUUAAUUUAACUUAAUACAAUAUUUAGCUUUUAAUAUAAAGUA